Molecule: messenger RNA, 438 nt
Organism: Bombus pascuorum
Lineage: Eukaryota; Metazoa; Arthropoda; Insecta; Hymenoptera; Apidae
Exons: 3
Coding region: 1-405 (134 amino acids)
Source: RefSeq, a predicted model, not a curated record
AUGAAUCUUCUGUUAUUGGUAUUCUUGAGCAUUUUCGCCUUGGGAACAGCCACUGUGGCCCCAAUCAACAAAAUUGAAAAUGUAAAGGCCGAUAGUGACGCGUCAGAAAAAAUAAUUGCUGACAAUCAGGCCGAACCGAAUUCUCAGGAUGCAACUGACGAUAAAAAAGUGGCAAAAAGAAGUUAUGGUUGGAAUCCGUGGAGUUACAUAGGAUAUAGUUACUGGCCCUGGUAUGGUUUUGGAUGGUAUCCAAGUUGGCCUCUAUAUUAUAGUCACGGAUAUAGUGGAUACGGUGGAUAUGGUGGAUACGGUGGACAUGGUGGAUACGGUGGACAUGGAUAUGGAGGAUAUAGUGGAUACGGUUAUGGAUAUCGUAGCCACGGUGGCUGGUACAAGGGAUGGUAAAUUAAGAAAAAAUAGAAAGGAUAGAAAAUCGUC